UACGAGUGUUGUGAUAAUUGUUGUUUGGCGUUUUUGGGUGAUUACAGCGAAAAAAGCCUCCUAAAACCCGUAAAUUUGUGUCAAAACUCUCCGUUGGGAGAUGAUUCACGAAUCUGGGCAGAAAUUUCCGGAGGAAUUGCAGUAAAAGUCUGCGAAAAGCAACGUACAAGGGAAUAGCGGAACAUCCGCGUUCGCGUUCAGUAUUUCUGUCUUUGUACACAAAAGGAACGACGACGACGAAAAAACGGAAAAACAAGAAAAUUAGCAAGCAGGAAGACUUAAAAAGGGUGCAAAAAUGUGGACAAUUGACGCAAAUAAGCAGCAAAAUGCCACAGAUAACGACAAACCGAAAACUUUCGGCAUGACAUCGGCCAUCAGUUUGAGUGGCCCGAAGCCCGAGGACUUGCAGCGCACGACAGAAUUGCAAAAAUCCCUCGAGCCCUUCGAUGCGUUCGAAACGGAAGCCGAACUGAAUCAUCGCAUGGAAAUUCUCGCCAAGUUAAAUGUGCUCGUCAAGACGUGGGUCCGGGAUGUGUCGAUCGCGAAAAAUAUGCCGCAGCAAUUGGCGGAGAAGGUUGGCGGUAAGAUUUACACUUUCGGGUCGUAUCGUCUCGGAGUGCAUCACAAGGGGGCUGAUAUCGAUGCGUUAUGUGUCGUACCUCGCAAUAUCGAGCGCUCCGAUUAUUUCGGGUCAUUUUUCGAAAUUUUAAAGAAACAACCCGAAGUUACGGAAUGCCGAGCUGUGGAAGAGGCUUUUGUGCCCGUGAUAAAGAUGAAUUUCGACGGCAUUGAGAUCGAUUUGUUGUUUGCGCGACUUGCACUCAAGGAAAUUCCUGAUGAUUUUGACUUGCGUGACGAUUUGCUCUUGAAAAAUUUGGAUCAAAAGUGUGUUCGCAGCUUGAACGGAUGUCGUGUCACAGAUGAAAUCCUCAGAUUAGUGCCGAAUGUCGAAAAUUUCCGUUUGGCGUUGCGCGCGAUCAAAUUAUGGGCAAAAAAACACGGAAUUUACUCGAAUUCUUUGGGAUAUUUUGGCGGAGUCUCAUGGGCGAUGCUCGUGGCACGAACUUGUCAACUCUAUCCGAAUGCCGUGGCAGCGACAAUUGUUCACAAAUUUUUCCUCGUGUUCUCGCAAUGGAAAUGGCCACAACCGGUGCUGCUCAAACAACCGGACAACGUCAAUUUGGGCUUUCCCGUGUGGGAUCCUCGCGUAAAUGCUGCCGAUCGGUAUCAUUUGAUGCCCAUAAUUACGCCUGCUUACCCGCAGCAAAACUCUACAUUUAACGUUUCAAGCUCCACGCGACGCGUCAUCAUCGACGAGUUCAAAAGUGGCAUGGAAAUUACCGAUGAAAUUAUGUUGGGCAAGGCGCAAUGGUGUCAACUCUUCACAGCACCGAAUUUUUUCACAAAAUAUCGACAUUUUAUCGUGUUGCUGGUCAUUUCGAACAACGCCGAGGAUCAUCUCGAGUGGUGCGGACUUGUCGAAGCGAAGAUUCGCUUUUUAAUUCUCAGCUUGGAACGAAAUCCGCACAUCGCCUUGGCGCAUGUCAACCCAAAAUGCUUCGAUAGACCCGAACCCGAGACAAUUGCCGACUCGCAAAAGAGUUCCGGUGCCGAAAAUGCUGCCGCUUCAGAUUCGAAUGAUGAUGACGCCUCCUCCAAUACGGCGGCGAAGGAAAAACCUUCGUGCUCGAUGUGGUUUAUUGGAUUGGAUUUUGAGCGCGUCGAUAAUUUGAACAUCGAUUUGACGGAAAGCAUACAAAAUUUCACGGAUGCCGUACACAAACAUGCCGUGCACACAAAAAUGCUCAAGGACGGCAUGAAAAUCGAGGUGCGGCAUCUGCGACGAAAGCAACUUAGUGAUUAUCUGGACAGUAGUAUACUUAAGAAGGAACGAAAAACCUCGGAAGGUUUGGAAUCGCCCGCCGCGAAACGGGCACACGAUGACGCGCACAACAACUCGAGCAAGAAGAAGAAAAAAAUUAUCGAAAAUAGUGAAACGAAAGGUUGAACUUUUUAACGUGACUCGUCUCAAGACGUUUUUUUUCUGUAUUAAAAAAAAUAUUUUACGAAUUCAAUCAAAACUCUCAUAAAUUAACUACAAAAAAUCGAAAAAAAAAUCUUUUAUAAAGAGAAAUGAGUUACAAAAAAAAAUGUGUAAUACAAAAAAAAAAUAAUUUAAAAAAAUUAAAAAGACGAAAAAAAAAUUAAUUUUAUAAAAAAAAAUAUUUAAACAAAAAAUUGUGUGAGACACAGGCAAAAAAGUACCAACCCCUUAAAAAAAAUAAUUUAAAAAAUACAAAAAAAAAAAAUGAUUUCAUCUCGUAGAGGGCUUCCCUACAAAUUCCGGCAAACCAUUUUUUUUUAAAUUAUUACAUCAGCUAAUUUAAUUUAAAGAAAAAAACACAAACAUGGGUUAUUCUUUACAUUUUUUAAAAUAAAUUAUAUACCUAAAUAAACUACAUUGUAAAUAAAUAAAAAAAAAACUAAAAAAAAUAAGAGAUCUCGAGAAAAUGGUACAUGACCGCUUAAAAAGAAAAUUAAUGAUGAUCGAGUGACAGAAAAGUCAGACGAAUUUCUGAAGAGAAAAAAUGUUCAAUUAAAAUUGAGGAAGCGUGUGAGUGAAAAAUUCAAUUUACCUACGAUUGAUAAGUAUGAGUAAAAUAACUAUCAGAGUAUAAUUAAAAUAAUCAUAAGAGAAUAAAUUAUAACGGUAAAAAAUCACUUUUUAUUAUUUUUCUGAAGUUUUAAGAUUUUCUGAACUGAGA
Culicoides brevitarsis is the source of this 2765-nucleotide messenger RNA. It is a transcript of the gene hrg, whose product is annotated as poly(A) polymerase type 3. The record is from RefSeq and is a predicted model, not a curated record. The transcript has 2 exons. The coding region runs from base 296 to 2008 and encodes 570 amino acids. Lineage: Eukaryota; Metazoa; Arthropoda; Insecta; Diptera; Ceratopogonidae. Gene Ontology annotation, molecular function: poly(A) RNA polymerase activity; RNA binding. Gene Ontology annotation, cellular component: nucleus.